ACGAAGAGGCGGGGUCGCCCAAGCUGCCGCGCUGGCAUUUUCUCCUGGACAAGGAGAGAGUGCGGCUGCUGAGAGCCCAGCACAGCAGUCCUGAUCCUCAGAGUCGUGAAGAAGGCAGGCAGCGAGGGGGUUGGGGUUGGGGCCUGAGGCAAGGCUCUGCUCUUGCCAGAGGGACAGGAGCCAUGGCUCAGAAAAUGGACUGUGGUGCAGGCCUCCUCAGCUUUCAGGCUGAGACCUCUGUAGAAGACAGCACCAUGCUCAUGCAGACCUUGAUGGAAGCAAUCCAGAUCUCCUCGGAGGCUCCACCUACCAACCAGGCCACAGCAGCUGCCAGUGGGCAGAAUGCUAGUCUCCAGAGUUCACAGCCCCCAACUGCCAAAGAGAUGGCUGACAUUGAGGUGUCAGCAGCUGCUGCCAGACCUAAGACAGCAUUUAAAGCCCAGAAUACCACCACAAAGGGUCCAAAUGGUGUCUAUGAUUUCUCUCAGGCACAUAAUGCCAAGGAGAUGCCCAACACCCAGCCUAAAACAACUUUUAAGUGUCAGAAUGCCUCUCCAAAAAGCCCAAAUGCUGCCUGUGAUUUUUCUCAGGCAGCAACCACUGGAGAAUUAGCUGCUAAGAAGUGUGAGAUGGCCCUUAAGGCCCGGAAUACCACUACUGAUGUAGGCUCCAGUACUGCCUACAGUUUCUCACAAUUUCCCAAUGGCAGUGAGAUGACCAACAACCAGCCUAAGAUGGCUGCCAAUGCUUGGAAUGAUACCACUAAAGUACCUGUAGCUGAUACCCAGACACAGAAUGUAAACCAGGCCAAAAUGGCCACUUCUCAGGCUGAAGUAGAGACCAGCCCAGUUCUCUCUGAAUCUAAUGGUGCAGCUGCACAGACUUCAGCAGAUGGCUCCCAGGCUCAGAAUCUGGAAUCUCGGACUAUCAUUCGGGGCAAAAGGACCCGCAAGAUUAAUAACUUGAAUGUGGAAGACAAUGGCAGUGGAGAUCAGAGACGGGCCUCACUGGCUUCAGGCAACUGGAGAUCUGCACCAGUUCCAGGAACUACUCAGAAUCCACCUGGAGCACCCUCUCAUGUGCUCUGGCAGACCCCACUGGCUUGGCAGAACCCAUCAGGCUGGCAAAACCAAACAGCCAGGCAGACCCCACCAGCACGUCAGAGCCCUCCAACUAGGCAGACACCUCCUGCUUGGCAGAACCCAGUUGCAUGGCAGAAUCCAGUGAUAUGGCCAAACCCAGUGAUCUGGCAGAAUCCUGUGAUAUGGCCAAACCCCAUUGUCUGGCCUGGCCCAAUUGUCUGGCCAAACCCAAUGGCCUGGCAGAAUGUACCUGGAUGGCAGUCCCCACCUGGAUGGCAGACCCCACCUGGUUGGCAGGGCCCUCCAGACUGGCAAGGCCCUCCUGAUUGGCCACUACCACCUGACUGGCCUCUGCCACCUGACUGGUCGCUUCCUACGGACUGGCCUUUUCCACCUGACUGGAUUGCUGCCGAUUGGCCAAUUCCACCUGACUGGCAGAACUUAAGGCCCUCACCUAACCUGAGACCCUCCCCCAACUCUCGUGCCUCUCAGAACCCGAGUGCCCCACAGCCCAGAGAUGUGACUCUUCUUCAGGAACGAGCAAAUAAGUUGGUCAAGUAUCUGAUGCUUAAAGACUACACAAAGGUGCCCAUCAAGCGCUCAGAAAUGCUGAGGGACAUCAUCCGAGAAUACACUGAUGUCUAUCCAGAAAUCAUUGAACGUGCAUGUUUUGUUCUGGAGAAGAAAUUUGGGAUUCAACUGAAGGAAAUUGACAAGGAUGAGCACCUGUAUAUUCUCAUCAGUACCCCUGAGUCCCUGGCUGGCAUACUAGGAACGACCAAAGAUACACCCAAGCUGGGUCUCCUCUUAGUGAUUCUGGGCAUCAUCUUCAUGAAUGGCAACCGUGCCAGUGAGGCUGUCCUCUGGGAGGCACUACGCAAGAUGGGACUGCGCCCUGGGGUUAGACAUCCCCUCCUUGGUGAUCUGAGAAAACUUCUUACCUAUGAGUUUGUAAAGCAGAAAUACCUGGACUAUAGACGAGUGCCCAACAGCAACCCUCCUGAGUAUGAGUUCCUCUGGGGCCUCCGUUCCUACCAUGAGACUAGCAAGAUGAAAGUGUUGAGAUUCAUUGCAGAGGUUCAGAAGAGAGAUCCUCGUGACUGGACUGCACAGUUCAUGGAGGCUGCAGAUGAGGCCUUGGAUGCUCUGGAUGCUGCUGCAGCUGAGGCUGAGGCCCGGGCUGAAGCAAGAACCCGCAUGGGGAUUGGAGAUGAGGCCGUGUCUGGUCCCUGGAGCUGGGAUGACAUCGAGUUUGAGCUGCUUACCUGGGAUGAGGAAGGAGAUUUUGGAGACCCCUGGUCCAGAAUUCCAUUUACUUUCUGGGCCAGAUACCACCAGAAUGCCCGCUCCAGAUUUCCUCAGACCUUCACCGGCCCCAUUAUUGGCCCAGGUGGUACAGCUGGUGCCAACUUUGCCGCCAACUUUGGUGCCAUUGGUUUCUUCUGGGUUGAGUAAAUAUCAGAUAUUGCUCAUCAUUUGCAAUAGUUUUCCUCUGAAUGAGGCUGAAGCCUCAGAUUCCUUCUAAUCACAGCUAUCUAGAGAGCCACAUCGUGUUGACUGAAAGUGGCAUGCAAGAUAACUUUAUUUGAUGUUCUGUCUAUUAUUUUUUUCUUGUGUACUGUCAAGUUUUGGUAUCAGAAAUAAACGUUGAAAUCGCAAAGUAAA
This is a messenger RNA of Jaculus jaculus (lesser Egyptian jerboa), 2747 nucleotides long. It is a transcript of the gene Maged1, whose product is annotated as MAGE family member D1. Lineage: Eukaryota; Metazoa; Chordata; Mammalia; Rodentia; Dipodidae. The record is from RefSeq and is a predicted model, not a curated record. The transcript has 13 exons. Bases 183 to 2537 code for a protein of 784 amino acids. Gene Ontology annotation, biological process: negative regulation of transcription by RNA polymerase II. Gene Ontology annotation, cellular component: nucleus.